Messenger RNA from Mesoplodon densirostris (Blainville's beaked whale), 4021 nucleotides. It is a transcript of the gene OSBPL10, whose product is annotated as oxysterol binding protein like 10. The record is from RefSeq and is a predicted model, not a curated record. Gene Ontology annotation, molecular function: cholesterol binding. NCBI's taxonomy places the organism in Eukaryota, Metazoa, Chordata, Mammalia, Artiodactyla, Ziphiidae. The transcript has 12 exons. Bases 458 to 2749 code for a protein of 763 amino acids. Gene Ontology annotation, cellular component: membrane; cytosol; intracellular membrane-bounded organelle.
GCGGAGAUUCCCUUUCGCACCUUCCCAUCCGAGAGGGGGCGGCAGGGUGUGGAUUCCGGGCGUGCCCACCCUGCGCAUUGGCGCUGGGAGCGCCCCGAGCCCUGGGCCUGAGCGGCCGCGGGGACUGGAAAGCAGAGGAGGAGGAACCGGAGGAGGGCUUGCCGAACCGGCCACCCGCUCCGAACUUGCCGGGGAAACUAGUGCGGAGGGAGGGGCCGGGGCCCGGGCCGCGGCCGGAGGAGGGGCGGCCGCAGCUGCAUCCAGCCCCGUUGGCUUCCUUCCCAGCUCUUCUUUGCCUCCUCCUCCUCUUCCUCCUGUAUGAGUCAGGCGUUUCCCGGGGAUUUGGAGCAGCCACGCGCGGCCCGGGUGCCCGGAGCUAUAGCCGCCGCCGCGCCAGGAGCUCCAGCGCCGGGGUCGCCACUGCUGCGGGCACCCGCGUCCCAGGCGCGCGCGAACCAUGGAGAGAGCGGCCCAGGGCGCAGACGGCGGCGGGGGCAGCAACAGCAGCAGCCGCAGCAGCAGCCGCGCCACCUCGGCGGGCUCCUCGCCCUCCUGCUCCCUAGCGGGCCGGGGGGUCUCCGGUCGGUCGGCGGCCGCCGGGCUCGGCGGCGGGGGCAGCCGCAGUAGCCCGGGCUCGGUGGCCGCUAGCCCGUGCGGUGGAAGCGGCCGGCGGAGGGAGCCGGCGCUCGAGGGCGUGCUCAGCAAAUACACCAACCUCCUUCAGGGCUGGCAGAACAGGUACUUUGUGCUGGAUUUUGAGGCUGGUAUCCUGCAGUAUUUUGUGAAUGAGCAAAGCAAACACCAGAAGCCUCGAGGGGCCCUGUCUCUGUCUGGCGCCAUCGUGUCCCUGAGUGAUGAAGCACCCCAUAUGCUGGUCGUGUACUCUGCCAAUGGGGAGAUGUACAAACUGAGAGCUGCUGAUGCAAAAGAGAAACAGUUCUGGGUGACUCAGCUUCGAGCUUGUGCCAAAUACCACAUGGAGAUGAAUUCUAAGACGACUCCAAGCUCCCGAAGCCGAAGUCUCACUUUGCUCCCCCAUGGAACACCCAAUUCUGCAUCUCCCUGUAGCCAGAGACACCUCGGUGCGGGGGCGCCCGGCGUGGUCACAAUCACACAUCACAAGUCGCCUGCUGCUGCCCGAAGAGCCAAGAGUCAAUAUUCCGGCCAGCUUCAUGAAGUCAGAGAGAUGAUGACCCAGGUGGAGGGACAGCAGAAGAACCUGGUGCAUGCCAUCGAGUCUCUGCCGGGGUCCGGGCCCCUCACUGCCUUGGACCAGGACCUGCUGCUCCUGAAAGCUACCUCUGCUGCCACCCUCAGCUGCCUUGGGGAGUGCCUGAGCCUGCUCCAGCAGAGCCUGCACCAGGCCGGUCAGCCCAGCCACAGGCCCGGGGCCUCGGAAAGCAUCCUGGGAUGGCACGGGCCUAAGUCACACUCCACAGAGCAGCUGAAAAAUGGGACACUUGGCUCUUUGCCAUCGGCCAGCGCCAGCAUAACCUGGGCCAUUUUACCCAACUCCGUGGAGGAUGAACAAACCUGCCCGCCAGAGCCAGAGCCAAACUCAGGCCCCGAAUUGGUUUCGUCAGAAGAUGAGAAAAGUGACACUGAAGAUCAGGAAGAGACAGAAGUGGGCGUCAUGGAGGAUCAGCGCAGUGUAAUCCUUCACCUCAUUUCUCAGCUCAAACUUGGAAUGGAUCUGACCAAGGUGGUGCUUCCCACGUUCAUUCUCGAGAAGCGGUCCUUGCUGGAGAUGUAUGCAGACUUCCUGGCACACCCAGACCUGCUGCUGGCUGUCACCGCAGGGGCCACGCCACAGGACAGGGUCAUCGGCUUCGUGGAAUAUUACCUCACCGCCUUCCACGAGGGCCGCAAGGGCACCCUGGCCAAGAAACCCUACAACCCCAUCAUCGGCGAGACGUUCCACUGCUCCUGGGAGGUUCCCAAGGACAGGGUCAAGCCCAAGAGGACUGCCGCCCCUUCUCCCUCCGACCAUGAACACCCGAUGGCCAACGACCCUUCCGAGAACUACAAAAUGCGGUUCGUGGCCGAGCAGGUGUCCCACCACCCGCCCAUCUCCUGCUUCUACUGUGAGUGCAAGGAGAAGAGGCUGUGCAUCAACACUCACGUAUGGACCAAAAGCAAGUUCAUGGGCAUGUCCGUGGGGGUCUCAAUGAUCGGGGAAGGUGUGCUGCGGCUCCUGGAGCAUGGGGAGGAGUAUGUGUUCACCCUGCCCAGUGCCUACGCCCGGUCCAUCCUCACCAUCCCUUGGGUGGAGCUCGGAGGAAAAGUCAGCAUCACCUGCGCCAAGACCGGGUACUCAGCGACAGUGAUCUUCCACACAAAGCCUUUCUACGGGGGGAAGGUCCACAGGGUCACAGCAGAAGUGAAGCACAACCCGACCAACACCAUUGUGUGCAAAGCCCACGGGGAGUGGAAUGGGACCCUAGAGUUCACCUACAACAAUGGGGAGACCAAGGUCAUUGACACGACCAUGCUGCCAGUGUACCCCAAGAAGAUCCGACCCCUGGAGAAGCAGGGCCCCAUGGAGUCCAGGAACCUCUGGCAGGAGGUGACCCGAUGCUUGCGGCUGGGGGACAUCGACGCCGCCACCGAGCAAAAGCGGCGGCUGGAGGAGAAGCAGCGCGCGGAGGAGCGGAAGCGGGAGAACCUCCGCACGCCCUGGCGGCCCAAGUACUUCAUCCAGGAGGGUGACGGCUGGGUAUACUUCAAUCCGCUUUGGAAGGCACACUAAUGGGUGGAGAUGCAGAGCUUUCAGAAAUGGUCCUGUUUUUGUAGGAAUUAAAGUGGUACAGUAUCAAGGUUCUGCUGGUAUUCCCUGAGACCUCUUGAUAGCAUUCAAGACAUGGUACCUGAGAGAGAAAUUACGUACUGUGAAAAAUGCACCCCCAGACUCUACUAUGGGAUUGAAUUUAUUCAAGAGCCAUUUGGGGCAUGCGUGUGCACACACGUCUGUGUGCAAGCUCUCGGCACACUGUAUGUUCACACGCAUGCGCUGUGUCUGCUGGAUAUUAUUACACAUGUAAAUAGUGCACUUACCAAUACUGAAGUGGGUAAUUAUGAGCUCCUUUUUAUCAAUGAGGUUUGGAGUUUUCUACUUUUCACUUUGCCAAAUACUUUUGCACUCACAAAGUAUUCUCCAACUGACAACUCCUGUCCAAACAAGGGUGAACUGGCGUGGCCCUACUGCUGUGCAUCUGGUAGGAGGUGGCUGUCAUUUCAGAAUUAUCGCUGUGCUUCCCACUCCCCUCCCAAGUCAACGUUUGUUUGUCCAUAUGCAAGACAGAUCAACUGCCAUUUCCUGCUGGAUGGGGAGCGGGCAGGAAGCUGUUAAUAAAGGUUUAUGCCAGAGUCUUCCAGGAUGGAGCACCCCUGGGAGAGCCUAGAGCCAGGCCUACCUUGGAAUAUUCCUCCCAUCUCCUUGCCCCAGAAGCUUUCUGAUAAUUUCUCACGCUCAAAGCUCUAGUCAUACAAUUUUCAGAAGCUGCUUCUUUCAUGGUAGAAAACAAGUCAUAUGGAGACUGCAAUACUUUUAUCUUGAAAAAAGGGCUUUAGAAAUGAAAUACACGCAUGCAUAUACACACAUGCACCACCACAGCUUCAAUCUUAUAUUUCGUUUGGGGAAAGAUAAAAGAAUAUCCUGUGGAUUUUUUUUAAAGUGCACCUCUUGUUUGACCCGAAUUCUGCAAGGAAACCACUGUGAUUAAAACAUCCAUAAAGCCUGCAUAAGUGUUUCAUGGUUUCAGUUCAAUUUCAGUCUUCAGCCUUUACAAAUGAGGUCAAGACAUGACCAGAAUAUAAAGCAAGGAGAAAAUGAAGUAUUUGAUCUUUGCUCAAUGCUUAAUUUAUUUUUUACUGUGCCACUCUAAUGAGAAUAUUUAUACAAUCCAGUAGCAUGAAUGCUUCUCUGUAGUAAUACUAAUUUUGUGCCUUUUGUCUGCUUUCUUAAGACCAAUUGUUCACACUUUGUAGAUAUUAGACAAAUAUAUUUCGAUUAAAUACUAUA